This is a messenger RNA of Salvia hispanica, 360 nucleotides long. RefSeq names its product zinc finger protein MAGPIE-like. The record is from RefSeq and is a predicted model, not a curated record. NCBI's taxonomy places the organism in Eukaryota, Viridiplantae, Streptophyta, Magnoliopsida, Lamiales, Lamiaceae. Gene Ontology annotation, cellular component: nucleus. Gene Ontology annotation, molecular function: DNA-binding transcription factor activity.
AUGACUGCGAACAGGUUCUUGUGCGAGAUCUGCAACAAGGGUUUUCAAAGGGAUCAGAAUCUUCAGCUGCACAGGAGGGGCCACAAUCUGCCGUGGAAGCUGAAGCAGCAGAGCAGGAAGGAGGCUCGCAAGAGGGCGUAUGUCUGCCCGGAGCCUUCGUGCCUCCACCACCACCCGUCCCGUGCACUGGGGGUCCUCACGGGGAUCAAGAAACACUACUGCCGGAAGCACGGCGAGAAUAAAUGGAAAUGCGAGAAGUGCUCGAAGAUCUACGCCGUGCAGUCGGAUUGGAAAGCUCACUCCAAGACCUGCGGGACUCGCGAGUAUCGAUGCAACUGUGCAACCCUCUUCUCCAGGUAA